UUUUUUUUUCAGAUAAAGUUACUAUCAACUACAUUAUGUAAAUUCAGGUGACAGCAGUUUACUUAAUUGAGCUGAGAAUGAGUGAUACUUACGCUAAAAUCCCACAGCCAUUUCAAAAUAUAGGUUGUCAAGACUUGUUGAAGGAAGCCAUUUCAAAUUGCGGUUGGGUACGAAAACAACAUUUUGCCAGUAAACUUAAAUUAUUCAGAUGGCCUAAAGUAUACAUGAUCCUGAGCAGAGGGUGUAUAUAUUACUUUAGAAAUGAAUACUGUAAAACUGCUUCAGGAAAGUUUUCCUUAUUUGGAUUCAAUACGGUUGCAAGAGCUACAGACGUUAGUGAUGGGGAGGCAAUGUAUGCUUUCAAAAUAAACCACACUCACCCUGCAGAGUUUAAAUCUUACUUAUUUGCAUGCUCCUCGGAAAAAGAGAUGAAGGAAUGGAUGAAGUGUAUCAAAGAAGAAUUGAAAAUAGCUAACGAUUCAGGCAAAAGAGAUGGAGAUUAUUAUUAUACAGACGGUUUCAUGCAUAAACAAACUCCAGAAGCGCAAGGAUCGUCUGCUGAUAGUGGGUUUGGUCCAUCUGCUGAUGGUGAUACAGUCAGUAUCUCGUACAAAGAUAUAGAAGAAAGUAUAUACGAUGAUCCAUUGUCUUUUCAACCGCCGUCAGACUAUGGCUUAUAUGCUAAAAAGGCAGAUGAAGCAUCCGAUGAUGAAGAUAUACCUAAUGAACCACCGCCUGUGCCACCACGAUUAGCGAAUGCGGACCCAAACCCAAGGUCUAAGAAAAAGAAGAAGAGAAAGAAGAAAAAGGAAAAGAUGGAUGAACUAGACCAAUUGCCAGAUAUAUCAAAAGUUGCUGUGUCUCACACUGAGAGUGCAGCAAAACUGCAAGCAGAUGCCAUCUCUGCAGAAAUGAAGAAUAUGUUCGGGAAGGAAAAACAAAAAAGCACAGAAUCUGAACCAUCCUCGACGACGAGUCAAAACAAGAAACAGCCGAGUGUAGAACCACCGGAAGUUGAGGAUGUUGAUGAGGAGGAAGAGGAAGAGGAUGAUGGAGAUAAAUAUUGGCAAUCAAUUCAUUUUGAGGGAGAAAAGGAGAGGGCUAGCGAAAUUAUUCGAGAUAUUGGCGAAAAUGGUGUUUUCUUAGUGCGAAACGGUGAUGACGGCGGAAAGGUAUUGGUAGUUUUUGCAGACAAUAUGCCAAAAAAGUAUAAAGUUAAUUGUAAGGAUAACGAAUACUUCAUUGCAACGGCAGGACCACAUGCAGAAACUUUGGAAGAAAUGUUAUUUGAAUAUUUUACAACAGACUUGCCUAACACAACAGUGAAAUUAACCACGCCAUUCCAACUACAUCCUAGCCAGCAAUGACACAAUUCAGUUGGUAUGAGAAAAGAUACAUAAACAAUGUGUUGUAUGCAGCAAAAAGUAUAUAACAAACAGUAUUAUGGGUAGAUUGAGAACUUGUGAUUUGUUUGAACUUAGUUCUAAAAACAGUUAUUUAAAAAGAUUUUAUUUCCUGUCAUUUCCCGCGCUUUUUAAAAUUUCUUCACAUUUUCUUAGAUACACGUUUAAUUAGGGGGGAAAUAAGAUAGAAUUGUCAUAUUAUUGUGGAAUAGUUAUAUGUUUUUCGCCGUUUUAACCCUAUCUGUGAAUCACAUUUAAAACAUACAAUGAUUUUUGUUUAACUAUAAAGUGUUCGAUUUUAUUAAUUUAAAGUAUGUUAACCAACCUCAAAGACUCUAAAAUACUGAACUAAAAAAAUAUCUUUUAUGUUUCGAUAAUAUACUUAGAAUACGUAAAUGAAAUAAUCCUUUUAUCUUAAAUUGCAUUUCAUAUCUGAAACAAAGAAUUUGUGAUUUUUUUAAAGAUUUUCAACUUUUUUUUAUCUUAAAAUCAGCUUUAAUAAUUUGAAAAACUAAAUAUUUUCAAAGAGAUUUUAACUCACCUACGAAAGUUAACAUUAAUGUAAUGGUAAGCAUAGCCUUUGAGUCCUAUCCCUAUAAGUUCUGUGAAUCAAUUAAUACUGCAAUGAAACUUUUUAUUAACCAUUGUUAUUGCUUCAUUUUAUUAUGGCUUCUUUGUGUAUAAAGUUCUCCACAUAUACUAGUUACUAAGCUUGUCAUUUUAAAAAUAUCUGUGAUCAUCAAUUCCAUAUUUUAUUGAUAUUUGUACAAGCCAGUACAUGGAUAAAGAAUGUAUCCAUUUUUAAAACACUAAAAGUGCACGUUUAUACUUAUUUGGUCACACAUUUAAGUUAGUAAUACAUGUAUGCCUUUGUUUUUCAUGCUGCUAUGUAAUUUGUAUGCCAAAGAUAUUCAUGUUUGAUUAUAACUGCAUUGUAUAUUUCAUCUAUGUCAUGCUAUGUUUGUCUUAUUUAUUUCGUUUGUUCUUGUAUUGAUGACAUUGCCAAUUUACCAGUAGUGAGCACAAAGUACCUGUUUUUGUAUACCAACAUCCAGAUUCCGAUUAAGUGAAAGAUAAAUUGUACUUUUUAUAGUAAAUCUUCACUCAUUUUGUUCGGUUUAAUUUGUAACUUAGAAACAUCUACCUUAUGUAAAAUACCUGUUACCAGGAAGGCAGAAGGAUGUCAAAAGUACUGAACACGUUUUUACCUAGUAAAAACAGCAAAAAGUGAUAUUGACUUAUAGCGUAUGUCUCAUUGCUAUGUUAUCUUCAUUGCAUGUUGCACUUGUUGUGGCGUAAAAUCAUUGUUAUACAUUACUACAUACAUAUUUUACCUGGACCUUUUUAUGACAUUUUGUUUUUUUCUUAGAAUUAAAAUUGUGUAGCUAUCUUAAUGUGCUUCCAUCACUGCUUAAGCUGUUGCGAAAUAUUUGAUUCCUCAAUUUAGAUCAGAUUGUAUCUAGUUGCAAACGUAAUCGUACAUUUAUACCGGUGAUAAAGGACUGUUAGGUGUUACAAUUAAAAGCUGCCUUCAAUGAAGCAGAAACAGUUUAGCCUUUGGAAAUACCUAAAUUAACAACCUGGUUGCUCAAUUUUUGGGUUUCUAUGUUAUUUUGUCUUUUCGUGUUGUGACUUUCUAUUUGGCCCUUGUGUUAUCUGUGUUUAUGCUCCUGUGGUUUUUUUUCCUUAUUUGUCGAACACGAAAUUCUAGGUGAAUUUGUCUUUUAUUUAGUCAGGUGUUGAACUUUAAACAAACUAAUGUUAGACGAUGUAAUCACUUAACAUGUGUGUACUUAAAAAAUGCACCAUUCAUAACUAUUUAAUCUGCAAGCCCGUCGUACAAUAUAAUCAAUAGACGAAAGUAAUGCCAUAUCAGACCAUAGUAUACUUUUUAAUUGCGGCAUAUUGGUACCAUUUAUAAAAUUAUAUAAAUCUUAAUCUGAUUCUAGAAAAAUCAUAGUCUAUUAUUCUCCUUCAUGAAAGGAGACGGUUUAAGAGAACAGCCCUGUAUGAAUAUGUCGUUAGGGGGGGGGGGGGGGGGUUUAGGAGGUAAAUGGAAAAGAACAACAUCCGUCUUAUUAGACUUAUACCGUAUUAAUUUUAAAUAACAUUAACCUGAUAACACCAGUAGAUGUAUUCCCAAUCAAAUUCUUAACAAAGACAUAUUUAUUUCGUUAGAUUAAUCUAGAUGACAGUCAGAUUUACUCAGCACACUACUUGAAACUAAUCAUGACUUAGUUAAUAAAUUUAUAGUUGCCUUGAUUUUGAUCUUGAUUUUGUUGUUGAUUUUUUUUUUUUUUGGUUGGUGCACUUAUUCUGAAAACAAGAAAAAAACUCAUCUUUUAAUAAAUCAAGAUUUGGCAAAAAAUAUAGAUUUUCUUCUCAUUUCUUUUUAUGUUACCAGUGAGGACUUGAUGCGCGUAUGUUUAUUCAAUGUAUUGAUUGUGAUAAUAACUACUACAAUACAUUUUGUGAUUAUACAUAUUGGUAAUUUAUAUUUUCAUAUUUAGAAAAUUUCAUAUAAAUAUAUAUUAAAUUUGUAAAUACGUAUUAUGUUUUUUAUAUAUAAAUAUGUCAAUAAAGUG
Mytilus trossulus (common blue mussel) is the source of this 3988-nucleotide messenger RNA. RefSeq lists its product as uncharacterized. Gene Ontology annotation, biological process: signal transduction. The transcript is spliced from 14 exons. The record is from RefSeq and is a predicted model, not a curated record. Bases 78 to 1367 code for a protein of 429 amino acids. NCBI's taxonomy places the organism in Eukaryota, Metazoa, Mollusca, Bivalvia, Mytilida, Mytilidae. Gene Ontology annotation, molecular function: SH3 domain binding.